CGAGGGGCGCUCAUUUCGGGGAGAAGGGGCAGCACCAUGGACAGCAGCAAGCUCCGCGCGCGCGGGCCGGGGAGGGGACAGCCGGCAGCACCCGGGACAGCGCCAGCGCGGCGCGCUCAGGGCCGAGAGGCGGCCUCAUCAGCUGAUGCUUUACGUAGGCUGGCUCCCUAGUUUGAUAAGGCGGGUCCGGUGGGCGCGCCAGCCCUGGCUCUGCGGGGCCGCGGCCCCACACGGGGCGGGAAGGGGCCAGGACCGAGCAGAAGGCAGGUCCCUGCCGGGCUUCCCCCAUCGCGGAGUUGCGGCUGCAGCCCGCCGCCGCUGCGGAGAGAAAGGGGCGAGCGGGGAGGCCACGCGGCGAGAACUACUGCGCUGACGCACCAGCCCUCUCGGCGGCCACACGCCCCGGGGCCGCGCAGCUUGUCCCCGACACUUGGGGGACGCUCGACUCUAGGCAAACAAACUGCUGUGUCUCCGCCGAGGCGAAGCGCCUUGGGCGUGCGACCCUUAGGCGGGCCCUGGCUAAGAGACGCAGCCCCCAGCCUCCGAGGACUUCAGAUCUGCCGCCGGCUUGCAGCCCAGCGCCCGCCCCUCUGCCACACCGUCUCCCACGGAUGCAGGAGAUCGGCCCGUUUCAUAAUCGCUCCCCAGAAACCCUGCCACUGGCCAGAGGGGACAAGCCUCGGGAGUGGCUUCCAGCACAGUGGCCACCGUGCGUUCUCCUGAGCGCCCCUUUCCUACACACCACGGAGCCGGCCUCCUGACCCAGAGAUGGACCCGCCUGCGAACCUCAGCUACUUCACCCUCUCCACCCCCGCCCCUGGAGAGGCCAACCGCAGCAGCUUCGACGCAGCAGACCCGCGCCCCAGACUGCCCCUGCUCUCCGUCUUCGGGGUGCUUGUCCUGACCUUGCUGGGCUUCCUGGUGGCGGCCACAUUCGCCUGGAACCUGCUGGUGCUGGCGACCAUUCUCCGCGUGCGCACGUUUCACCGCGUUCCGCACAAUCUGAUGGCGUCCAUGGCCAUCUCGGACGUGCUGGUAGCCGCUCUGGUCAUGCCGCUGAGCCUGGUGCACGAGCUGUCCGGGCGCCGCUGGCGGCUGGGCCGGCGGCUGUGCCAGCUGUGGAUCGCGUGCGAUGUGCUCUGCUGCACCGCCAGCAUCUGGAACGUGACGGCCAUCGCGCUGGACCGCUACUGGUCCAUCACCCGUCACCUGGAAUACACACUCCGCGCCCGCAGGCGCGUCUCCAACGUCAUGAUCGCGCUCACCUGGGCGCUCUCCGCUGUCAUCUCCUUGGCCCCGCUGCUUUUCGGCUGGGGGGAGACCUACUCAGAGGGCAGCGAGGAGUGCCAGGUGAGCCGCGAGCCCUCCUACACCGUGUUCUCCACCGUGGGCGCCUUCUACCUGCCGCUCGGCGUGGUGCUCUUUGUGUACUGGAAGAUCUACAAGGCCGCAAAGCUCCGCGUGGGCCCCCGGAAGACCAACAGCGUCUCACCCAUAUCCGAAACCGUGCAGGGGAAGGGCGCGGCUCAGCGGCCUGAGAUGGUCCUCGCCGCACGCCGCGCCACGGUCACCUUCCAGGCCGAUGGGGACACGUGGCGCGAGCAGAAGGAGCAGCGCGCCGCCCUCAUGGUGGGCAUCCUCAUCGGGGUGUUCGUGCUCUGCUGGAUCCCGUUCUUCACCGCCGAGCUCCUCAGGCCCCUGUGCGCCUGCGAUGUCCCCGCCACCUGGAAGAGCGUCUUCCUGUGGCUUGGCUACUCCAACUCCUUCUUCAACCCCCUCAUCUACACGGCCUUCAACAAGAACUACAACAGCGCCUUCAAGAACUUCUUCUCUAGGCACCACUGAGCGCGAGGCUGGCAAGGCAUGGGGUACUCGCCCAUCUCCCCAUCCCCACCUGGCAACCACCUGCCAGAGACAGGCCUUCGAGGUCCCCAGGGUGGCCCCCAGAGCCAAGUGGCUCACUGCCGCACUCCCGGCAGGAAGGCGAGUCUCCACGGGCAGUUCCCGGGACCUCAUUUUAUCCCAUUUAUCUGCUUGUCCUCACUUCACACUGAACAGCCACGGACUUGGCCCACCAAGUGCCCUUUCCUCUCCAAAGUCCACCGCAGCAUGGUUUAGCGUCAUCCCAGAAAAGUCAAACCAGCCAGAGGGGAGGGAGGAAACAGAGCAGUCCAGGCAGGAUGAGGACAGACAGGCAGUGAUGAGCAAGGAGUCAUAACGGGGACAUCUAGGGGGAAGGAAACCACAACUUCGAGUUUCCCAGAACAGUCCCCACUUCCAGGGCUCCAUUCCGUGGUUCCAGAAAGUUCACCCUAGUACUUACCAUGUCCCAAUAUUUGCUCACGAAACAUUCUCUCUGAACAUAUCAAAGUACACAAGCACAUCUGCAAGACCAGUCAAUAUGGCCCCACACACGUGCACACCGAACCUAUGGAAGAGGCAAGUGUUCCCACUGGCCACUUUAUUCUAAAAUGCAACCCAAGAGCUUGGAACUGGAACUGAAAGUCAAAUCAAAUACCGCCUUCCGUUUUGAAUCAACUGUCCACAACACAGAGAUAUCUACUAGCUCCGUAGAAUCUGUCAAAUUUGCUUAUUACUAUGGGUUCCAUUUGUAUAGAAUUUAUUCAAAUGUUGCCAAACAAAGAUUUCUAGCCUCGGAUCAUGAGUUUAGAAUAACAAAACUGUCACAACAUUGUUGACUUCUUAAACAUAGUUUCAUCACUAAGGGCUAUGAAGGCUUAUUCACCAACCAGGGGCACUUUAGGGUGAUGGGUGAUUGAUCUGUUAGCUGCUGCUGUGCACUGGUAUGUACACACCCACUGUGAGACCGAUACUGGCAACGAUGAAAGCAGAAAAGUGGUAACACUUUAGUGAACACGUCAAUGUAACUGGUGAGGCAAGACAAUUAAGUGAUGAUGUGGUGUUUAUGUGAUCAAACAAAACUUUAAAAAGGUCUUGGACAAUAAAACGGCCUGUGGUUUGCUAUGUCCCUGAUUCUCUGAAUGCAUGCAUUUAAAAAUUAUAUGUCUGAAUUAUUACAGUACAGAUAUAUUGUUAUAUGUAUUAUUUUGUACAUACUAAAUCAUAUUAAUUAACAUAUUAAAAAUAGGAAAUCUA
Messenger RNA from Bubalus bubalis (water buffalo), 3117 nucleotides. RefSeq names its product 5-hydroxytryptamine receptor 5A (gene HTR5A). Bases 769 to 1845 code for a protein of 358 amino acids. Lineage: Eukaryota; Metazoa; Chordata; Mammalia; Artiodactyla; Bovidae. Gene Ontology annotation, cellular component: plasma membrane; dendrite. The record is from RefSeq and is a predicted model, not a curated record. Gene Ontology annotation, biological process: G protein-coupled receptor signaling pathway, coupled to cyclic nucleotide second messenger; chemical synaptic transmission. Gene Ontology annotation, molecular function: neurotransmitter receptor activity; G protein-coupled serotonin receptor activity. The transcript is spliced from 2 exons.